AUGAGGGGAAAGAAACAUAAGAAAUUGAAAAAUGAGACGGAGGACUUUUUGAUUGCGUUUUUGUUUGAUAUAGUAUUCUUUGCUAUUUGUGUAUGCAUAUGGUUAUAUCUGAGAAAGCAUAGAGAUGAAAGUAAAAUUAGUGAUCAUAUUUAUGUAUUAAAUAAUCAAGCACAAGGGGAAGGUAAGGUAGACAAGGAUGGAAAUGCAGUAAAAGAGGAUGAACCUGUUGAGAAAAAAAGAAAAGCAAACAGAUUUCGAACCUUUUUAAAUAUAAAAGAUGAUAAAAUAGUAAAUACAGAAAUUAAAUAUUAUUUAUUUUUUUUAAAAGCAAAUAGGAAUAUAAUAUUCUCUUUAUGUUUAUUUGGAACUUUCCUUGUUUUACCAUUAUAUCUUUCGUUACCUAGAGAUGAUAUAAACAAUCCGUCUUUUUUUAAUUACAUUAGUGCAGGUAGUAUAUCAGAUAUUAAUGUACUAACAAUUUUGUUUAUUAUUACUAUAAUAUAUAGUGCUAUUUCGUAUACUUUUAUUUAUUUUUUAUGGAGGAAAAUAAGACCAAGUAAAAAGAAAACGAAAAAAUUUUUACCCCAAAAUUUUACUAUUAUGGUUUCACGUAUUGAUAAAAAUGAAAUUAAUGCAUAUAAAAUUUACAAAUACUUUUGCAAUUUAACUAAUAAUAAAGUAGUAUCCGCAUAUCUAAUAUUAGAUUAUUCUAUAGUAUAUCAUGAACAAAAAAAGAUUUUUAAUGCAACCAAAAAUUUAAAACUACUAAAAGAAAAUGAGGAAAAAAAAAAUAUUAAAAGAGAUAAAUCGAAAAAAUUCUUUUUAGGUUUAUUAAAUAUUAAUGUAAAUAAAAAGAAAAAGCCGCAAUUACCUUUGUUACAAGUUUGUGAUAAGAAUAUGAAUGAAACAUGUAUAAUGAGUGAGUGUAAGGAUAAAAAUGCACAGGAUGGUGGAAAUAAUUCUUUAGCAAACAUCGAAGAAGCAGGUAGAAGCACAAUUAAUAAUUCAACCCUUCAGCGGAUUGAAUCAAAUGAGAAAGAGGGGAAGAGUGUAGACAAUUACAGUGAUACUAAAAAAGAUAAUAAGAAGCUGCAUUGGGAUGAUAUCAAGGUCGGUGGUACAAAAAUCGGAGUUCUUGAAAAGGACAAUAACAGUAAUAACAACAACCGUGAUGGUAGAAAUAACGACAAUUUUAAUGGCGAUGGUAAUAACAAUAGUAGUAAUAAUAAUAGUAGUAAUAAUCAUAGUAGUAAUAAUCAUAGUAGUAAUAAUCACAGUAGUAAUAAUAAUAACAGUAAAGAUUGUAAUGACAACAACAAUAACAAUAAUGAUUGUAAUAAUAACAAUAAUAAGGAUGCUGUUGUUAACAGUAAUAAUAAUGAUAAUAUUGAUAGUAAUGACAAGAAGAGUAGCAAAAAAGGGGAGAGUGUGGACGCACACAAGGACCACGAAAACAUGAAAUGGAAGGAAGACGGUGAAAUUGGCCACAAAGAAAAGAAAAGCAGUAGUACGAAGAUGUUAAAUAAAAGCAAAAACAGUUGUAAACAGAGAUGCAAAAGAUCCAAAACAAAAGAUAAUACGAAAAAGGCUAACGACGUUGAUUAUUAUGAUGAGGAUGAUAAUCAUGAUCAUCGUCGUCAUAAUCUUAAAGAUAAAAAUAAGGAAAUUUCUGAUGACCAACAGGUAAGCUUUUUAAAAGAUACAAGUGAUGAAGAUGAAGAUGACAAGGAUAAUGAUGAAGCUUUAAAAAAUAGUAAAUUGAGGAAAAUGAAUAAUAAUUAUAGGUACAAAUUAGAUAUUGAAGAAAAUAUAAUGAGGAGUAGUAAUAAUGAUAUGUUAUUCUAUGACUUGGAUAAUUUAUCAACAAAAGAUAAUGAUAACAUGGAUAUGAAUUAUAAAGGAAACAAAAACAGAUGCAAAUCUGAAUCUAAAAGAAAUAUUUUUGAAAAAUUAUUUUUCUUUUUAAAAAAAAAUAAAAAAAGUCAUUGGAAAAAAAAAUUAAAGGAGCAUUUAAUUAAAUUUUAUUCUAUAAAAAAUGAAACUCCUAAGAAAUCAACAGGGGUCUGUUUUGUGUCCUUUAUUGAUACAAAAUCCGUUCAUGAUUGUAUUCAUAACAUUCCAUUUACAGAAAGAAAUAAGUGGAUUAUAUCAAGUGCUCCACCGAAUUAUGAUAUUAUAUGGAAAAAUUUAAAAAAUAGUAGCUACAAAAUUUGUGCUCGCUUUUUUAUUCUUAAUGCAAUGUUAUUACUAGCUAACACUAUUAUUAUUAUUACUGUUACUUCCAUUGAUAAUAUUUUAAAGUUAAAGAUAAAAAAAUAUAGAUCUGAAAACCCUAAUUCUGGAAACCUUAGUGCUGUUUUAACAACCUGGUUAUCACCUUUUAUCGUUAUCGUCGUGAAUAGUAUUAUCCAGCCGGCCUUAAUCUCAUGCGUUUCAGUAGCAAUUGGUUUUAUAAGGAAAUCGAGUGAACAUACUUAUGUCCUGCAAGGAAAUUUUAUUUUUUUAAUUUUAAAUACGAUCAUUAUUCCGUUACUCUCCCUGUCCCCAUUAAGUUCCUUAAUUAAAGUAAUGUAUUCUGAUGAAAUAGGACAAUGGUCUACACGUUUGGGAGCUUAUCUUUUUAACUCUAGUGGUUUUUUUGCUAUGCGUUAUUUGCUUCAUUGUUGUUUUUUGACAUGUGCAAAUCAGUUGCUUCAGAUUCCGCAAUUUUCAAUUCGAUCCAUUGUUAAAACUUUAACCAAAAAAGAAACGAGUGCAUGGUCAUUUGAUUUUGGGUAUUGGUAUGGAUUAAAUACUACAAUUUUAGCCUUAAUUUUAACAUUUAGUGUUGCCGUACCGUUUAUACUACCGUUGGGAUCAUUGUACUUUUUCUUACGUUACUACAUAGAUAAGUAUAAUCUUGUUUAUGAAGUAUGUAGGACGAAUUUAGAUAGUCAUGGAGCUAUUGUGAGAACAGCUAUUAAGUUUAUGCUUUAUUCAGUAGCUUUUUUUCAACUUGUUAUGUUUACAUUUUUUUCGAGAGUUCAAAACAAAUUUAUUUUGGUCGGACGGAACAUCCUCUUUUUAUCAUCAUCACUUACAACGCUGUUACUCUUAUGUAGAUCUACCGAAUGGGUUAGCACUAAUCAUAUAAAAAAGAAGAAAGGUAAAAGGACAUUUUGUUAUUUAUGUGAAAAGAAUGUUUAUGUAAACAGUUUAAGGGAUUUAAACAAAUUAAAGUAUGCUUAUGCAAACCCUUAUGAAACGAAGCGAUAA
This is a messenger RNA of Plasmodium malariae, 3255 nucleotides long. RefSeq names its product conserved Plasmodium protein, unknown function. Gene Ontology annotation, cellular component: plasma membrane. The record is from RefSeq and is a predicted model, not a curated record. Bases 1 to 3255 code for a protein of 1084 amino acids. Gene Ontology annotation, molecular function: calcium-activated cation channel activity. NCBI's taxonomy places the organism in Eukaryota, Apicomplexa, Aconoidasida, Haemosporida, Plasmodiidae. The transcript has 7 exons.